This is a messenger RNA of Brassica oleracea var. oleracea, 3268 nucleotides long. RefSeq names its product probable LRR receptor-like serine/threonine-protein kinase At3g47570. The record is from RefSeq and is a predicted model, not a curated record. The transcript is spliced from 2 exons. The coding region runs from base 75 to 3107 and encodes 1010 amino acids. Lineage: Eukaryota; Viridiplantae; Streptophyta; Magnoliopsida; Brassicales; Brassicaceae. Gene Ontology annotation, biological process: protein phosphorylation. Gene Ontology annotation, molecular function: ATP binding; protein kinase activity; protein binding.
UUAUUAUCACAAGGAGAAGGCAUUUUGUUUUUGCAAUUUGUUUGUCUCUUUGUAUUCCUUUCCAGCAAAAAAACAUGAAACUCUUUCUUUUACUUUCUUUCAGUGCUCUCAUGUUACUGGAAGCAUACAAGUUUACCGAUGAAACUGAUAAGAAAUCGUUGCUCGAGUUCAAGGCUCAAGUAUCUGAAGGCAGAAGAUCUGUCUUGUCCUCAUGGAACAACUCAUCCCCUCUAUGCAACUGGACAGGGGUUACAUGUGGCCGGAAACACAAAAGGGUUACUGGUUUGGACAUCGGAGGAUUGCAAUUAGGUGGGGUAAUAUCACCAUCUAUCGGUAAUCUUUCGUUUCUCAUAUCACUUAAUCUUGAAAAUAACUCUUUUGGUGGAACCAUCCCUCAAGAGGUUGGAAACUUGUUUAGACUUCAACACUUGUUUAUGGGAUUUAAUUACCUCGAAGGAACGAUUCCAGCUGGUCUUUAUAACUGCUCUAGAUUAUUGACCAUUGAUUUAUUUUCAAAUUUCAUUGGACAAAAUGUUGGUUCAGAAGUAGGAUCAUUGACGGAACUUGUUGUUUUAGAUCUUGGUCUAAACAAAUUGAAUGGAAAGCUCCCUACAUCUCUAGGAAACUUGACAUCCCUCAGAGAACUUGGCCUAGGAGAUAACAAUAUAGAAGGAGGAAUCCCUGACGAUAUGGCUAGGCUGGCUCAAAUGGUAAAUUUUGAUUUAUCAGUGAACAGUUUCUCAAGUGUUUUUCCUCCUGUGGUUUACAAUUGGUCCUCACUUGAGUAUUUGAACAUUUUUAGAAAUGGUUUCUCUGGGAACCUGAGGCCUACUUUUGGUAAUUUACUACCAAACUUACGAGGGUUAUAUAUCGGAAACAAUUCUCUUACUGGUGCCAUUCCAACAACACUUCCCAAUAUCUCAACUCUUCAAGAUUUAAGAAUGGAAGUUAACGGUCUAGUUGGAAGUAUUCCUCCGGGUUUUGGAAAACUACGGAAUUUGAAAUCCAUAUCACUUCAUAGUAAUUUUUUGGGAAGUAACUUUUCUGGAGAUCUUGACUUUCUUGAUGCUUUAACUAACUGCACCCAGCUGCAAAGCAUAAGUGUGGCUAACAAUACACUUGGGGGUGACUUGCCUACCUCCAUUUCCAAUCUAUCAAUCAACCUCAUGGAGUUAACCCUUCAAAUGAACUUUAUUUCUGGAAGCAUUUCUCGUGACAUUGGGAAUCUCAUAAGCCUACAAUCACUUUGGUUGGGAGAAAAUAUGUUAACAAAAACACUUCCAACCUCCCUUGGGACGCUUUCGGGAUUGGUAGAAUUAAGUGUCUAUUCAAAUAAAAUGUCAGGAGAGAUACCAUUUUCUAUAGGAAACAUUACUCGGUUAGAAAAACUCUAUUUGUCCAACAAUAGUUUUGAAGGAAUCAUUCCUACAAGUCUCGGUAACUGUAAUUAUUUAUUACAGUUAUAUGUUGAGAACAAUAAGUUGAGUGGGACUCUACCUCUAGAGAUUCUGAAGAUUGUACGCCUUGUUGUCCUAAGCAUAUCAGACAAUUAUUUGACCGGAUUUCUACCAAAAGAUAUCGGAAGACUUGAAAAUCUUGUUAUGCUAUAUGUUGAGCAUAAUAAACUAUCAGGAAAGCUCCCAGAAACUUUGGGAAAGUGUUUCUCAAUGGAAGAACUUCAGCUGCAAGGAAAUUUUUUUGAAGGAACCAUUCCAGACAUAAGUGGGUUGGUGGGUGUUAAAGAGGUUGAUUUCUCCAACAAUUACCUCUCCGGAAGCAUACCAAUAUAUUUUGCAAACUUUAACUCGUUGGAGAAUCUCAACCUAUCUAUUAACAACUUCGAGGGAAAAGUGCCAACAGAAGGAAAGUUCAAGAAUGCUACUAUAGUUUCAGUAUUUGGAAACAAAAACCUAUGUGGAGGCGUCUUGGAAUUGAAACUAAGUCCAUGCUUAUCGCAAGAACUUGAGAAAAGGGCGAAACACUCAUCUCUUUCAAAGAAAGUUGUGACUGGAGUAAGCAUAGGUGGCUCUGUAUUUAUGAUAUUUUCCAUAGCUUCAGUUUCUCUUUGUUGGUUCAAAAACAGAAAGAAGAACAAAACAAAUGCAGAAACUCCGUCCACCGUUGGGACUUUCCAUGAACAGAUAAGCUAUGGAGAUCUUCGAAACGCAACAGAUGGUUUCUCUUCAAGUAAUUUGAUGGGGUCAGGCAGCUUUGGUGCAGUGUUUAAAGCAUUGCUUCCAGCAAAAAACAAGGUUGUUGCAGUGAAAGUUUUAAACAUGCAGCAACGUGGAGCAAUGAAGAGCUUUAUGGCAGAAUGUGAAUCCUUGAAAGACGUAAGGCAUCGUAAUCUUGUGAAGCUGUUGACGGCUUGUUCAAGUAUUGAUUACCAAGGAAAUCAAUUCAGAGCUCUGAUCUAUGAGUUCAUGCCAAAUGGAAGCUUGGAUAUGUGGUUACAUUCGGAAGAAGUGGAAGAGAUUCAUAGACCAUCAAGAACUUUGACACUUCUUGAAAGGCUUCGCAUAGCGAUAGAUGUUGCUUCUGUUCUGGAUUAUCUUCAUGUUCAUUGUCAUGAAGCUAUAGCUCAUUGUGAUCUUAAGCCAAGCAACGUCCUUCUAGACAAUGAUCUAACUGCGCAUGUUAGUGACUUUGGUCUAGCUCGGAUCCUCCUUAAAUUUGACCAGGAAUACUUUCUCAAUCAACUCAGCUCUGCUGGAGUCAGAGGAACCAUCGGCUAUGCUGCACCAGAAUAUGGACUAGGAGGGCAGAUAUCAACACACGGAGAUGUGUAUAGCUUUGGGAUUCUUGUUCUGGAAAUGUUUAGUGGGAAACGACCAACCAAUGAGGUGUUCGGAGAAAACUUUACCCUAUGUAGCUAUGUCAAAUCUGCAUUGCCAGAGCGAGUAUUGGAAGUCGCAGAUGAAUUUAUUCUUCACAGCGGCCUUAGAAUCGGCUUCCCUGCAGCCAAGUGCUUGACGCUGGUUUUUGAGGUGGGACUGAGGUGUUGUGAAGAAUCUCCAGUGAGCCGGUUGGCAAUGAGUGAGGCUGUAAAAGAAUUAAUCUCAAUCAGAGAGAGUUUCUUCAGAUCCAGAAGAAGAGCUGCGCGUUGAAGUGUUUGUCCUUCCCUCCACAAACUUGAAGACUUAUUUGAUAUAAUUGUCAUGUAUAUUAUGCUUGAACGUUUUGAAUGUAUGCUAUCUUGCUGUGUAAUUUUCUGACACUGGAUGAAUGUUGUUUGACCAAGUUUUUUUUGUAAUUUCUUACAUUUCAC